This is a messenger RNA of Acanthoscelides obtectus, 1673 nucleotides long. Lineage: Eukaryota; Metazoa; Arthropoda; Insecta; Coleoptera; Chrysomelidae. The record is from the annotation of a GenBank genome assembly.
AUAUUAUAACCGCGGCACAUAACACAGAAAUUUUGUUUAUUCGCUUGGAUUUGAUUAUUGUGUCUGUUUUGUGGUUGACGGUGUUUUAUGGUGUACAUUUUGUGGUUGACAGGAGUUUUUGUAGGUUUUGUAUUGUGAUUAAAGCCAUAAUAAAUAAAAGUGUUGUGAAUAAAAGAUUCAGUGUAUAUAUUUUGUGUAACAGAUGGCUACAUCGAAAUCAACCAACACCUAUAACAGGCAAAACUGGGAAGAUGCCGACUUCCCAAUCCUAUGCCAGACGUGUCUGGGAGAUAACCCUUACAUUCGUAUGACGAAGGAAAAGUAUGGUAAAGAGUGCAAAAUAUGCUCCCGACCCUUCACAGUUUUUCGUUGGUGUCCAGGUGCUAGGAUGCGCUUCAAGAAGACCGAGGUCUGCCAGACUUGCAGCAAACUGAAGAAUGUUUGUCAAACAUGUUUGCUAGACUUGGAGUAUGGCCUGCCGAUUCAAGUGAGAGAUGCUGCUUUGAAAAUCAAAGAUGACGUUCCGAAGAGUGAUGUCAACAAGGAAUACUAUAUACAAAACAUGGAGAGAGAGCUAGCUAAGGCCAACACGGAUUUGAUGAAUAAUAAACUCGGUGAAUCUAAUGAUUUGCUGAUGAGGCUUGCAAGGACAGCACCUUAUUAUAAGAGAAACCGUCCUCAUGUAUGUUCCUUUUGGGUUAAAGGAGAAUGUAGAAGAGGUGAGGAGUGUCCAUAUCGCCAUGAAAAGCCCACAGACCCUGAUGACCCGUUAGCUGACCAGAACAUCAAGGAUCGUUACUAUGGUAUGAAUGAUCCUGUAGCAGACAAGUUGCUCAAAAGAGCUGCCGCAAUGCCUGCACUGCUCCCUCCAGAGGAUAAGACCAUCACAACUUUAUAUAUUGGCAAUCUAGGCAAUUUAACUGAGCAGGACGUUCGAGAUCAUUUUUACCAAUACGGAGAAAUCCGAUCGGUAAGUUUGGUGCCAAAGCAGCAGUGUGCUUUUGUACAGUACACUACACGAGCUGCAGCUGAACAGGCUGCUGAGAAGACGCUUAACAAAUUGAUACUUGGAGGACGUCGGUUGACGAUAAAGUGGGGCAGAUCUCAAGGAAGAUUGGGGCCAGCAGCAUCGGCGUCUCAAGCCUCGGCCGACAUCUACGAGCCGGUGCCCGGUCUGCCGACAGCCAUCCCGGACAUCUCGAACAACUUUUUCAACCUGGAUGGAAGCGGUACCGGUCACCCGGGCGGUAUCCCGCUGCCUCCGCCUCCUCCGACGCUCGUCGUGCCGUCGAUGUUCGCAACGGCGCCGCCGUUCUUCUUCAAUCCUCCGCAGAUGCCGCCUCCGUUCGCUACCGCGCCGCCCCCUUCGCUGGGGGCGGUCGCCGCUGCUGCUGCUGCCGUUGCGGAUGCGCCUCCGGGUAAGUCUUUUUUUUAUUAGGUAUAAAGUUAUGUCCUUUCUGAUGUCGCAUUUCUUUCCUGACUCCUGAUAACUUAAUUUACAGACCACGUAGAUCUUAUGCAGAAAUUCAGUUACUGCAUCAGACAUAUCCUAAACGGCUUCUACAAAAAUGCGUCGACCGGAACGGCGCAAUUACGUAGAAAAAAUGUUGUACAUUUUUAAAAAGAUAAGACCUUGCUUACUGCCCGCCUAAUAUACUUUUGAUUGCAGGCAC